Messenger RNA from Apis mellifera (honey bee), 3380 nucleotides. Its product is annotated as organic cation transporter protein. Gene Ontology annotation, biological process: transmembrane transport. The record is from RefSeq and is a predicted model, not a curated record. Lineage: Eukaryota; Metazoa; Arthropoda; Insecta; Hymenoptera; Apidae. Gene Ontology annotation, molecular function: transmembrane transporter activity. Gene Ontology annotation, cellular component: membrane. The transcript has 3 exons. Bases 1264 to 2970 code for a protein of 568 amino acids.
CGAAUAAAUAAAGAUACGAAACGGGGAGGAAGAUCGGUCGUAAAUUUGAAUUUCAAACGCGAAUAACUUAAUCCUCCUCCGUGUCAACUACAUAAUUAGAGGAGAAAAUUUUUGAUUUCGGUAGCGCCAUGUCUUCGUUAUCUCCUACCAAUAAGAAGUACACGACUCGUUCGCCAGAGCGCCUCGAGGACUCGGUCUCGUGUCGGCAGACGGAUGUCGUGCUUUCGGCUGUCAAUCAUUCCGCCGCUUCGUCCUCCACCAUCACCACUUCACCUCUGAUCAAUCAUUUCAAUAACGCAUAUUCCAUUCCGAUGACACACGAAUCGAAUUCAAUGCUCCAUCGAUAGAAGGCAAAGAUAACUUUUCCACGAUACUAGCUCGUUGAUUAAACAAAUAUUCGUGUGUUUGAAGCACUCGACGAACGAAACGAAGAAAUAAAAUUGCACGUGGUCUGAGAUUCUUUGCGGUGGAGUUUCUUCGUAACAAACACAUGUCAGUGACUCCAUGCGACGACUCUCGAUAUGGGACUCGAUACAAGAGGCGCACCUUCUUUCUUGUCAAUUAAUCCCGAGGUUAAAAUUAGGAACGUUGGAUAAUUGGUGAAGGGGCCAUAACGAGCUUGAAAAAUUGGCGCUGCUCAUCGUUUAAUUGAACGUCGUUCGCCUUUAUUUCUACCAGUGAACGAGCGUGGCGAACGACAGUCGUGUGCUCGAAUUCGAUUCGAAACAAACCCACUUAUCGCAAUAUCGAGCAUCAUCAUCAACGGACGAAAUUCCUAGAAUCGGUAUCUCGAGAAGAAAAUCCGAGGAGGAAAAAAAAAUAAGCGGUAACGGUGCGAGGACGACCGCAAAUUUUGUAAAAAAUAAAUCAACGCAUUCUCGAACGGACAGUACAAUCCGCUUCGGUCGGUUCGCUUCGUUCUGCCCACAGUUCCACUCACGGUUAUCCAGUUCUCCGUGAGCAUUAGAACAGUACAGUUCAUAUCUUCACGCGAUUCCAUUACUUUCAACUCUGCUGCCAGCAAUUCGUCUCGAUUGAGAUCGAACGAAUCCUCGCGUUGAUAUCAACGAAAUUAGUGAGUUUAAAGUGCGUGUACCUUUCUGACAACGUUGACAAUUGGAAGAAAGAAGUAAUAAGUAAUUAAAAUAAGAAAGGAAACUAUCAUGUCCAUUAGGCUAGAAUCGACAAAAGCGAUCUGAAAAAAAUCUGAAACCCAAGUGCAAGAAAGAAUCGUGGAAGAAAGAAUUUUUCCAAGAUCGAAGAAUGGCGAGCGUGGACAACAACUUGGAGGAAUUGAUGAGCCAUCUGGGGGAAUUCGGUAAAUACCAAUUCUGGCAAUUCUCUCUGCACAUUCUGGGCGCGUUGACGGCCGGCCUGCACAUGCUCACGUUGUUGACUGUGGCCGCUGUGCCACCCCACAAGUGCAACGUGCCCGAGACCGACACCCUCGUCGCCGAUCCUAACAAUCUCACGACAAUCUACUCGAACUCGACUGUGGAGAUUCUCCCCCGUGCAGUGGACGCUUGUUACUACUUGGACGCGAGCAACGAGAUGAAGGAAUGCGACUCGUGGACGUACGACACCCAAUACUUCCAAUCGUCCCGCGGCAUGGAGUGGAACUUCGUCUGCUCGCGAAGAUGGAUGGGCGCGUUGGCCCAAUCCUCGUACAUGUUCGGCGUGUUCAUCGGCGCUGUUACGUUGGGCAGCCUCGCGGACAAGUACGGUCGAAAGAUAAUAUUCUACGUGUCGGCGAUCGCCCAACUCGUUCUCGGCGUGUCGGUCGCGUUCGUCAACAAUUACCACCUGUUCCUCGCGUUCAGAUUCUUGUACGGGAUCUUCGGGUCGGCGGGCGCCUACAUAACGGGCUUCGUGCUCAGCAUGGAGCUGGUCGGCGCCACGAAGAGGACCGUUUGCGGGAUAAUGUUCCAACUGACUUUCGCCGUCGGUUUCAUGCUGGUCGCGAUUUGGGGCGCGGUGAUCAAGGAUCGCGUGUGGCUGCAGAUCGUUUACGGCCUCCACAGCGCCCUGCUGGUCGGCCACUGGUGGCUGAUGGACGAGUCGCCGAGGUGGUUGUGGGCCCAGGGCCGCGUCACCGAGGCGCUCGCCAUCGUGCAGAAGGGUCUGCGGAUGAACGGGACCGACGUCGACAUAGACGCGGCGAAAUUGAUCGGGGAGGGCAAGAUUCGAGGGCGAGCGGAUCGAAGGGAGCGAUCUUACGGCGCGUUGGACCUGUUCAAGACGCCGAAUCUGCGCAAGAAGACGUUGAACGUUUGCCUGAAUUGGUUCGCCAACUCGAUCGUCUAUUACGGGCUGUCAUUGAACGCGGGCAACCUGGUCGGCAAUCCCUUCCUCAUGCUGUUCCUCAGCGGCCUGGUCGAGAUGCCCACCUACGUGAUGAUCUGUUUCCUGAUGGAUCGGGUGGGGAGAAGGUGCAUGAUCACCUCGUUCAUGUUGAUCGGAGGCGUGUGCUGCGUAACAGCGUCCGUGAUACCAGCGGGCGGAUCCGAUUUGACGAGGACGGCGAUCGUCGGGAUCGUUCUGUUCGGCAAGUCGAACAUAUCGGGCUCGUUCGCCGUUAUUUACAAUUACACUGCCGAGCUGUUCCCCACCGUGGUGAGGAACACCGGUUUGGGGAUAGGAUCGAUGUGCGCCCGUCUCAGCGGCACCUUGACACCCGCCAUCAUGCUGCUCGACUCGUUGGAUCCCAAAGUGCCCGCCAUUCUCUUCGGUUUCAUCGCCCUUGUUUCCGGCUUCCUGUCCAUGUACCUGCCCGAGACCGCGAACCAACCGAUGCCCGAGACCAUAGAGGACGGGGAGAAUUUCGGGAGGGACGACACCUGCUUCGCCACGUGCCUCGGCUCGGAUAAAAAAGGCAGGUCUGCUUACGAGGUUAAGUUGAAUCAAUUGGCGGAGAAGGACGAGAAGGAGAGGUUGAAUCAGGGUGAAAACGCUAGGGAGUAUUCCUCUUGAGAUGUAACUUGUAAAUGUGGCGGGGAAAAGGAAAAUGUAAAAUGUCGAAUGUUGCAGAAUUUUUUUUUUCUUUUCUUUUUUUUCAUUAUCUUUCUUCCUCUUUUUAUUAUCAUUCGUGAAAAAGGUUUUCAUGGCUCUUGUCCAUGAAUUUCUAGAUUUUUCGUAAUUGCAACUGAGGAGAAAUCCAACGUUGCGAAACGAUGCCAUUAUUUAACUUGGGCGUUUUUAUUUUGCUUUGAGUAAGGAAGUAGUUCGAUUUGUUGAUUGACGAUAAUUUGAAAUGUUUUUCUUUUAAUUAUUUUGUUACAGAAAAAUUCCGCAGCGUUAAUACGGCCACUGUUUGACGUGAAAAUGUUUUGUCGUUAUGUACUGUGUGCAAUUUUGAAAAAAGAAAAAAAAGAAAAAAAAUU